Messenger RNA from Oncorhynchus nerka (sockeye salmon), 1013 nucleotides. Its product is annotated as protein starmaker-like. Lineage: Eukaryota; Metazoa; Chordata; Actinopteri; Salmoniformes; Salmonidae. The annotation marks the transcript as partial. The transcript has a single exon. The record is from RefSeq and is a predicted model, not a curated record.
UCUCACGACUUAGUCUCACUGACAGAGGCCUCACGACCCAGUCCCACGACGAGUCCCACGACGAGUCUCACGACGAGUCCCACGACGAGUCUCACGACGAGGAGUCCCACGACGAGUCUCACGACGAGUCCCACGACGAGUCUCACGACGAGUCCCACGACGAGGCCCACGACGAGUCUCACGACGAGUCCCACGGCGAGUCUCACGAUGAGGAGUCCCACGACGAGUCCCACUACGAGUCCCACGACGAGGCCCAUGACAAGUCCCACAACGAGGAGUCCCACGACGAGUCCCACAACGAGUCCCACGACGAGGCCCACGACGAGUCCCACGACGAGGAGUCCCACGACGAGUCCCACGACGAGUCUCACGACGAGUCCCACGACGAGUCUCACGACGAGUCUCACGACGAGGCUCACGACGAGGAGUCCCACGACGAGUCUCACGACGAGUCUCACGACGAGUCCCACGACGAGGCCCACGACGAGUCUCACGACGAGUCCCACGGCGAGUCUCACGACGAGUCCCACGACGAGUCUCACGACGAGUCCCACGACGAGUCUCACGACGAGUCCCACGACGAGGCCCACGACGAGUCUCACGACGAGUCCCACGGCGAGUCUCACGACGAGUCCCACGACGAGUCUCACGACGAGGAGUCCCACGACGAGUCCCACUACGAGUCCCACAACGAGGAGUCCCACGACGAGUCCCACAACGAGUCCCACGACGAGGCCCACGACGAGUCCCACGACGAGGAGUCCCACGACGAGUCCCACGACGAGUCUCACGACGAGUCCCACGACGAGUCUCACGACGAGUCUCACGACGAGGCUCACGACGAGGAGUCCCACGACGAGUCUCACGACGAGUCUCACGACGAGUCCCACGACGAGGCCCACGACAAGUCUCACGACGAGUCCCACGGCGAGUCUCACGAUGAGUCCCACGACGAGUCUCACGACGAGGAGUCCCACGAUGAGUCUCACGACGAGGAGUCCCACGACGAGUAA